Lagopus leucura (white-tailed ptarmigan) is the source of this 1703-nucleotide messenger RNA. It is a transcript of the gene RAG2, whose product is annotated as recombination activating 2. The coding region runs from base 65 to 1702 and encodes 545 amino acids. Gene Ontology annotation, molecular function: protein binding; sequence-specific DNA binding. Gene Ontology annotation, cellular component: nucleus; DNA recombinase complex. Lineage: Eukaryota; Metazoa; Chordata; Aves; Galliformes; Phasianidae. Gene Ontology annotation, biological process: V(D)J recombination. The record is from RefSeq and is a predicted model, not a curated record. The transcript is spliced from 3 exons.
GCAGCCUCCAUGAACAAAAUCCUGCUUCUUCCAACAGGCUGCAAUUUCUAGUGGGAGAUUUGGGAUGUACAUACCUUUCAAAAGAUACUGCAGGAUGACCCAGCCAGCAGAUGCGAUGUCACUGCAGAUGGUAUCGGCUGUCAGCAAUUCAUCCUUGCUUCAGCCAGGUUCUUCCCUGCUGAAUUUUGAUGGACACGUCUUCUUUUUUGGGCAGAAAGGAUGGCCGAAGAGAUCCUGUCCCACGGGUGUUUUCUUCCUUGACAUAAAGCAGAAUGAGCUCAAAAUGAAACCUGCUGCCUUCUCUAGGGAUUCCUGUUACCUUCCCCCGCUCCGCUACCCAGCUAUUUGCACGCUUAGAAGCGAUGGGGAGUCCGAUAAGCACCAGUACAUUAUUCAUGGUGGGAAAACACCUAACAAUGAUCUUUCUGAUAAGGUUUACAUUAUGAAGGUGGUAAACAAAACUACCAAGAAAACCACGUUUCAAUGCACUGAGAAAGAUCUAGAUGGAGAUGUCCCUGAAGCUAGAUACGGGCAUACAAUUAAUGUAGUUCAUAGCCGGGGAAAAAGCAUGAUUGUUAUAUUUGGAGGUAGAUCAUAUAUUCCUCUUGCACAGAGAAUUACUGAAAAAUGGAAUAGUGUAGUUGACUGUUUGCCAUUUGUGUUUCUUGUUGAUUUUGAGUUUGGAUGCUGUACGUCAUACAUACUUCCAGAGCUUCAAGAUGGACUUUCCUUUCAUGUUUCAGUUGCCAGGAAUGAUACAAUCUACAUUUUGGGAGGCCAUUCACUUCAAAAUAACACCCGGCCUCCCAGCCUUUACAAGCUAAAAGUUGAUCUCCCUCUGGGCAGCCCAGCUGUGACCUGCUCUAUCUUGCCAGGGGGAAUAUCUGUGUCGAGUGGUAUUGUGACUCAGACUGGUGAUACUGAAUUCGUCCUUGUUGGGGGCUACCAGUCUGACAACCAGAAACGGAUGAUCUGUAACACUAUAAUUUUGGAAAAUAAUAAAAUAGAGAUUGUUGAAAGGGCAAGCCCAGAUUGGACACCCGAUAUUAAACACUGUAGGAUGUGGUUUGGCUGUGAUAUGGGCAAAGGGUCCAUAUUGUUGGGUAUUCCUGGUGCCAACAAACAGUUAAUCUCAGAUGCAAACUACUUCUACAUUUUGAGAUGCAACAGAGCAGACGAGGAUGAAGAAGAAGAAUUGACAUCACAAGCAUGCUGUCAGGCAUCUACCGAAGACCAAGGAGACUCCACUCCAUUUGAAGAUUCCGAAGAGUUUUCUUUUAGUGCUGAAGCCAGUAGCUUUGAUGUUGAUGACAUUGAUACUUACAAUGAAGAUGAUGAAGAAGAUGAAUCAGAAACAGGGUACUGGAUCAUCUGCUGUGCCAGCUGCAAUAUUGACAUUAACACCUGGGUGCCUUUCUAUUCAACAGAACUCAACAAGCCUGCAAUGAUUUUGUGUUCCAGUGGGUCUGGCCAUUGGGUUCAUGCACAGUGUAUGGAUCUGUCAGAGAGCAUGCUCCUUCGGCUCUCCGAAGCAAAUGUCAAGUACUUCUGCAAUGAGCAUGUUGACCUUAAUAAAGGGCUGCAAACUCCCCAAAAGGUGGUGCGUCUGAAAAAGCAACCCAUGAAACGACUGCACAAAAAGAAAACCAUGAAGUUAACCACACCAGUGAAAAAGUCUUUUCUUCGGAGAUUAUUUGAAUAGA